Molecule: messenger RNA, 1277 nt
Organism: Coregonus sp. 'balchen'
Lineage: Eukaryota; Metazoa; Chordata; Actinopteri; Salmoniformes; Salmonidae
Source: the annotation of a GenBank genome assembly
AUGGAGAGAGAGGGCCUUGUGGCCAUGUUUUAUGAGGACACUCUGAGGAAGUACCCUUAUUACACUGACCAGGACCAGCCUGUGAACGGACGCCUUCCCCAACCCCUCAGACUGGAAGGACACCUCCAGAAUACACAGGAGGACCAGGCGGCAGCGCUACCCUUUCCGUGGUAUCAGGGACUGGGGGUACUGGGUUGGGGCCAGUGGUCCCCGCAGUGGGGAAGGAACCGUGAGAAACAGGGCAUCUACCUGGAGGGCUCCAGGGCUCUGCUGAGGACCUUCUUCCCUGACUGGACCACAGAGCAGUUGGAGAAGUGGUCUCAGGUAAGAUCCUCAUCACAACAGUGAUAGAUGCUAUUCAGUAUGUCACAGUUGUCCCAUAAUGAUGAUGUCAUCCCGUCCCCCAGGUGGAUUGAGAUGGCGGCCCAGUCCAUCCUCAUGCAGGCACUGUGGGAGAUAAGGAGGCUCCGCCCAAGGAUCUGUGGGGCGUGUCCCCAUACCCCAACUGCUACAACUCUGGCCCGCCCAGUCGCUGUCCAAUUACACGGGCCGCUGCCCCGCUGCCGAAAUGGCGUUGAACGACGAGCUGCUAUGGCUAUGGAAACGCUGCUCCGCCCUCUACCCUGCCCUCAUGCUAGAGAAGCUGCAGGGCGAGACCUCAGGGGCCAGACUGUACACAUCUAAUCAGAUCCGAGAGGCACUGAGAGUGGCAGGCUUGGCUGGGACCACCUACGACCUUCCUGUGUUCCUAUUAGUCAGUAGUGUCUAUACGUCAACUAAUACUUUUCUGUAUGAGGUGAGAGAUAGUGCUGGGUGGAAGUGGAUGUUACCAUAUUUUUGAUAGUGGUUUCUCUUUGUCUGGUGGGUCUGAAACUAGUGUAUAACUGUGUGAUGUUCCCUCAGGCGGACUUGGGCAACACUAUUGGUUAGAGUGCUGCCAUGGGGGCAGCAGGGGUUAUCCUCUGGGAGAACGAUCCAGGUGUCUUCUCUACAAGGACUCAGGUAUACAUCUCUUCAAUCUUCCAUACAUUGUCAGUCAUACUGCCCCCAGGGUCGCCGACGAGGAGGUCCUCAAGGACAGGGCUGAGGUCAGGGCACAGGGAGCUCUUCCUCCCACACUGAAUCCCCUCUUAUUGAGUGAGCUGAACCAGGGAACCAGCCCCACCCUCGCUCUCUUGGACCACAGUGGACUGUCACUCACUGCACCUCUCCUACCUCUACUGCUGGUAUUAACCACAGAUUUAAGCUUAAACACAGAUUUAUGCCUGAACCCCUGA